ACAAAAUGAAAUUAUUUUUAGUUUUAAUGUUUUAUUUUGCACAUGCUGAUGAGGGGUUAAACUUUUUAGUAUUGGGAGAUUGGGGUGGUCUGCCAACUGCACCAUUUUCAACUGACAUUGAAGAUGGAACUUCUAAGCAGAUGUCAAUUAUUGCUGAUAAAUAUAAAGUUGAUUUUGUGGUAGCAUUAGGAGACAAUUUUUACUUUGAUGGUGUUAAGAAUGAGCACGAUCCUCGGUUUGAACAGACAUUUCAUUCAGUAUUUAAUGAGCCUUCUUUGCAAGUACCAUGGUAUUUAAUUGCUGGAAACCAUGAUCAUCAUGGAAAUGUAUCUGGACAGAUUGCUUAUUCAUCUCAUAUGAAAUUCUGGAAUUUUCCAGAUUUUUGGUAUUCAAAAAAAUGGACAUUACCAAAUAGUAGUCGGACAUUACAGCUGGUUAUGCUAGAUACGAUCAUUUUAUGUGGAAACACUGGUUAUGACGAUUCUCUCAUGCAACCAAGUGGUCCCAAGGACGAGAAACUAUCAGAAAAUCAAUGGAAUUGGUUGGAACAGCAACUUGCCAGUUCUAAAGCAGAUUAUCUUAUAGUUAGCGGGCAUUUUCCAGUAUGGAGUAUUGCUGAGCACGGACCAACAAAGUGUCUUGUAAAACGCCUAAAACCACUUCUUGAAAAAUAUAACGUAACUGCUUAUUUGAAUGGUCAUGAUCAUAAUUUACAGCAUCUAGUUGACUCAGGUAUUCAUUACUACGUGAUUGGUGCUUCAAAUUUUAUUAAAUACGACAAAACAAAUGCAAAAAAAGUUCCAAAAGGCUCUCUUCAAUUUUUUUGGGCAGAUGAAUCAAAGUUGGGAAGUUUUGCGUUAAUAAAUGUCUCCAACGAGUUUCUAAAAUUAAGCAUGAUUGACUCUUCUGGACUAUGUUUGCACGAACAAACAAUGCAACCAAGAAACACUUGAUUAUUUAUAUGAAUUAUUCUUUUAUAUAAAUUCUAAUUAUUUUUUUUAAUUAUUUUUUAAAAAUUAAUGUAUAAGUAAAAUUUUUUAUUACUUUUUUUAUUAUAUAUAAAAAAUUUUAUAUUGUUGAUGCUAAUAUAUAUUUUAAUGAAGAAAAAA
Hydra vulgaris (swiftwater hydra) is the source of this 1109-nucleotide messenger RNA. Its product is annotated as tartrate-resistant acid phosphatase type 5. Gene Ontology annotation, biological process: bone resorption. The record is from RefSeq and is a predicted model, not a curated record. Gene Ontology annotation, molecular function: acid phosphatase activity; ferrous iron binding; ferric iron binding. NCBI's taxonomy places the organism in Eukaryota, Metazoa, Cnidaria, Hydrozoa, Anthoathecata, Hydridae.